Molecule: messenger RNA, 252 nt
Organism: Cylicostephanus goldi
Lineage: Eukaryota; Metazoa; Nematoda; Chromadorea; Rhabditida; Strongylidae
Source: the annotation of a GenBank genome assembly
AUGGAUCAAUCCGAUCCCGAUCAUCACUCUUCGGAGGUCAACUAUCCAGUUUCCGACAUGGAAAACUACGCUGGCUUACCUCGACCUGAGCUUGGACUAGCUCCUGCCGGUGCCCUACUUGGCAUGGAAUCUAUUCCAAUGGUUCCAUCUGUUCCACAAGAACAUCAAUUCUACAUGCCAGCUCCACAACCCGUUCAGCCGCACCUCAAUAAUGUCGCCCUUACUGGCUUAAUGCACAACUAUCUUAUUUGA